AUGUCAGGAGAAGCUGUCAAGCUCGAAUUUGAGCAGUCUACAACAGACGCGCUCGAAGCGUGGCAGCAAUCCAUUCGUGACAACGCCAUCAACAUCCUUCAAAAGACAUUGCCGGAAAAGAUUCUUUCGCUGAAUGCAAGGAUCGCCGAAGUCGAGAGCGACGGGCAAUCUCUCUUCUCAAAAGCUCACUACUUUGAGCCUGUAACCAUUGGUAGCGAUGUAGCUGUCUACGCGUCUUCUGCGUCGCACGAUGACGCUGGCUCGAGUAGCAAGAAGCGCAAGACAGUCGAUGUCCGGGCUGUGAACGGUGAUUCGCCUUCGUCAGACGCUGCACACGUAUACACCGGCGUAGUCCACACGCCAGCCUUCCUAAUGCGCGCAUUCGACGAGCUGCGCAUCGAAUGGGACCAACUCAUCGAAACCAUGGAUUCGCUCAAAAUAUACAUCAACCUCCAAAUGCCGCAGAUCGAAGACGGAGAUACUUUCGGCGUUUCGAUCCAGGAAGAAGCGCUCAACGAAAUCAUCCGCACCCAAGAGUCAGCUUACACACUCAUCUCCACCCCUUUCACAUACCACUCUACAAGAGGUGACCUCGCGGCCAAACUGGUCAAGUUCCCAGGUGUGCAGGACUACGAGAAAGCGAUCCUCGAGCAUGACAGAAAAACGGUAUAUAGAUUAAAGAUGUACUUGACCGACAUCAGGAACAUGUACGCUGUGGUGUUUGACAUCGUCAAGAAGAAUAUCGGCAAGAUCAGCAAGCCGAAGAGUGGCAACCAGAUGGGUUCGUAUGGUUAA
Molecule: messenger RNA, 795 nt
Organism: Mycosarcoma maydis (corn smut)
Lineage: Eukaryota; Fungi; Basidiomycota; Ustilaginomycetes; Ustilaginales
Exons: 1
Coding region: 1-795 (264 amino acids)
Biological process (GO): regulation of proteasomal protein catabolic process; regulation of G1/S transition of mitotic cell cycle; positive regulation of endopeptidase activity
Cellular component (GO): cytoplasm; nucleoplasm; proteasome activator complex
Molecular function (GO): endopeptidase activator activity
Source: RefSeq, a predicted model, not a curated record